AUUAGCCAUUCCUUAGUGAAACAGAAAGCCUUGGUGUCUGCAGUGGAGAAAAUCAUUUAUCAUCAGAAGUAUGAUGAUAGAAGUCAUGACUAUGAUAUCGCCCUGAUGAAACUGGAGAAACCCUUAAACUACUCAGACAGUAUACGUCCAGUAUGUCUACCACAAUAUGAUCAGGACCUCGCUGCUGGUUCAGAGUGCUGGGUCUCCGGCUGGGGCCAUACUCAUCCUGACAACACUCAUAUGCCCCGCAGCCUGAAGGAAGCUAUGGUGCCUUUAAUCAGCACUAAAAAGUGCAAUAGUUCCUGUAUAUACGAUGGUGACAUAACCCCAGAAUGCUCU
This is a messenger RNA of Staurois parvus, 339 nucleotides long. The record is from the annotation of a GenBank genome assembly. NCBI's taxonomy places the organism in Eukaryota, Metazoa, Chordata, Amphibia, Anura, Ranidae.